GUGCAGCAAAUAGCUAAUGCUGAAUGUGAUUAGGAGAGUUUGGACAACAGCGGAGCAUCAGCAGAUAUCUGAGAUCUCCUUGGAGACACACCUGUUGAGCUGCAGGAACUUCUUACGACUUCUGCUUUCUGAUUUUCAUCGAGGCCAUCGGUUGAGAAUUCAGAAAUGACGGACACUCUUAUUCCCAAUGGGUGCAAGACCAACGGACCGGUGGAGAAUGGCUGCUUCAAAAAGGGAUGCAAUCCAUUUGCUCAGACUGGCCGCAGUAAACUGCAGAAUAAAAGAGCAGUUCUCAACCAGAAAAUCAUCAAACAGAUGAGGAUGAGAGCUGGAGCGGAGAACCUCCUCAAGGCGACGUCUAAUAAUAAGGUUCGGGAGCAGGUGGUGCUGGAGUUGAGUUAUGUCAACUCAGAUCUACAGCUGCUUAUGGAACAGCUGGAAGGACUCAACAGCUCUGUGGAAGUUUAUCAGAACGUACAAGAGACAGCCAGCAUCCCUCUCAUCCCUCUGGGACUGAAGGAGACAAAAGAUGUUGAUUUCUCUGUUCCUCUCAAGGACUACAUCCUGGAACACUACAGUGAAGACGGCUCAAACUUUCAGGAUCAGAUCGAUGACCUGAUGGACCUGAGACAGGCCUGUCGGACCCCCAGUCGUAAUCCUUCUGGUGUGGAUUUGCUUGCCAACUACUUCAGUCAACUUUCCUUCUUGGAGGCUCGAUUUUUCUCCCCUACACGCCAGCUUGGCAUUUUUUUCACAUGGUAUGACUCCUUUACCGGCAUGCCUGUGUGCCAGCAGAACAUCUCUCUGGAGAAAGCCAGCAUGGUUUUCAACAUGGCAGCUCUCUACUCCCAGAUUGGCACCCGUGCCGACAGACAGACACAAGCUGGACUCGAGGAUGCCAUUGCUGCCUUCCAGAAAUCUGCAGGUGUGCUGCACUUCUUGAAGGAGACAUUUACACACACUCCCAGUUAUGAUAUGAGUCCUGCAAUGCUGAGCAUGCUGAUCCGGCUGAUGUUAGCACAGGCGCAGGAGUGUAUGUUUGAGCUGAUCACUCUGCCUGGAAUCCGAAAUGAGUUCUUCAGCCUGCUCAAAAUGGCACAAGAGGCUGCCAAGGUGGGUGAGACCUACAGUCAAGUUCACCAGUCCAUGAUCCAGGCCCCCAUUAAAAACAACGUGCCCUUUUUCUGGACUACCAUGUCCCAUCUGAAGACCAAUCACUACAACUCACUGGCCCAUUACUUUGUCUCCACCGCUCUGCUUGACCACCAGUUGACGCCUAGUGAUGAUGAGGACAAACAAGAGAAGGCUUUUUCACAACUUUACGACAUCAUGCCAGAGGGACGUUCUCCUCUUGACAUCCUGAAGAAUAAGGACGACAGACGGAGAAUAGGUAAAGCUCAUCUGCAGCGCUCCAUCAUGGGACACGAAGAGGCCAUCCGCACGCAUUCCUGCUGUCGACACCUGCAAAAACUGGACAUCCUGAGUGACAUUCUGCAAGCUAGCCUCAAACGCUCUCUUACCAAGUUCGACCAAAAUGAUAAGGAAGAUGAGUUCACGGACUACAUGCUUGCACCAGAUAUUAUCUCUAAAACGGAAAAGAAAGCUGAGAUGGAGAUUACAGCUGCCAUCAAGGUGAAAGUCACAGACCUAUUCCAUCGGCUGGGGCCUUUGUCAGUGUUCUCAGCUAAGCAGAGAUGGUCAGCUCCACGCACCAUCCGGCUGAGACUGCAGGAGAGAGACCUCGGAUUCACUCUGAAGGGAGAUGUGCCCGUUCAGAUACAGUCACUCGAUCCCCUUUGUCCCGCAGCAGCUGAGGGACUGAAAGAGGGAGAUUACAUUGUUGCUGUGGGCGACACAGAGUGCAAAUGGCUGGGAGUGAGUGACGUUAUGAAGCUUUUAAAGGAUGUGGAUGAGGAAGGCGUCGACAUCAGAGUGGUCAGCAUGAUGGACAGCAGUAGUCAGCCAAUGCCCACCAAGAGUGCUACUUACUGCAGCGGUCUGUCGAAGACCUACUCCAUGAUCUGCCUGGCUCAUGAUGAGGAUGAUAAAAACCCGAAGUCUCGCAAGGUAGCAAAAAAACCAUCAUUCCUCAGCUGGGGUCUCAAGAACAAGAAGAGCAGCAGCACGCUGAGUCUGCCUAGUGCAGAUUACAAUGGACCCUGGAACAGACCUACCUAUCCCAACUCGUAUAAUGAAAGCGCGCUCUACUAAACAUACAGUAUGCUGAUAGUGUAAAAGCACAUUAUAUUGCAAGAAGAGGAGGAGAGAUUUUUAGUGAGAUUCAGAUAAAUUACAGAUGGAAAAUAAAUAUGUACAUUUUGCACAGACCUAUAAACACAGGUGUAAGCUAUACUUUUGUUCCUUCGAUAGUCUGUUUGUCCAGAAACUCUCGCCAAUAAAUUAAAGGUGAAUGAUUACGUGUUUUAACAAAUCAGUUGAUAAAAUCUAAGAUAAAAUGUAUGCUGCUCAAAGUAUUUUUUUAUUUUUCUUAGUUUGUUUUAUUAUUGUUUUAUUGAAUGGCUAAAUGGUGUUAUGAAGGAUUUUUCUUUUCUUUUUUUUUUUUUUGGAAAAUUCCACAAAUUAGUGGUAUUAACAGACAUCCGCUUUAAAUUAAAAAGAGGGCUGGUAGGUUGUCAGAUGUUAACAUGCAGCCUUUUUUUGAGCCUGUAGCUUACAGACAGACCACCGCGGCAGGUUUCUGUGAUGAUCUUGCGUCAUCGAAACAGAAUUCUAAUCCGGUGUCUGUCACUGUAGAAGAACAGAAUGUAGGACGGUGAAUAGCUUUUGGCCUUGGAAUGUCUAUACAAACAGUAAUAUGAUUUGGUGUAACUCAAGUAUUUACGUACUGAAGCGAAAUACUAUGAUAGGAGUCUAUCGCCAAAUUCAAGCAAGAAGGAUGGAAUAUAGCAGUGAAUACAAAUGUCGUUCUUUUUAACCUUUGUUUCAUGUGUUUUACCUGACACUUUUUCAGUGUUCAGUGGAAUAUUUCACUGUCUACAAAGUAGAUUUUUAUACACAUUUGAUAAUCAAAUAAUUUAUAUGCAAAAUAAAGUGAAAAAUAUCUAUAUAAACAUGUAUUAAUUUUAAGUAUUUAGGUUUUGCAUUGUGAAACUGUGGUCUUUUUUGGUUACAAAUCUUUCUGUUACUUGGUGUACGCUCUUCUGUUUAAAUGGUAUAGCUCAAAGGCUACAGUGUGUUUUUCUGUCUUCCUGAUAAUAUUUAACUUUUCAUUUAUUUGUGGAAAACACUGCCUCUCAGAAUCCUAGAAAGUCAGAAGCUUUUAAAAUGCCUUACAACAGUCUACACUGACAAAAUUAUAUUUAACUGGACUUCCACUCCUGCUUGUAAAAACUUUAUUAUUGUUAAUGAAUGUAUCCUUACCAUUUAUGUUUCUGCUAGUGCCACAUUUUGAAUUACAAUGACAAACACUGUUCUGAGGGGAUGUUGAUAUUAUAAGAUUACAUAAUAUUGAUUCUUUGAAAGUUAAUGUUCACAGAUCUUUGCAAGCCAGAAUCUGCAUCAGUGCCCUAAAUUUUAGUAAUAAUAGAGCAGAUUUAUAGAUUUAUAGUUGCUCUUGUUUCUACAAUUUAUGUAGAUUACCAAUGGAUACGUAUAUGGAAAUGUCUGGAUUAUGAUGCAAACUAUAUUGUUGUCUACAUUUAUGUUGUAUAUGUACAUUUUGAUCUAAAUAAAAUAUGGGGUCAAAGCUGUGGCUGUUCUUAUUGUGUAA
Molecule: messenger RNA, 3730 nt
Organism: Pimephales promelas (fathead minnow)
Lineage: Eukaryota; Metazoa; Chordata; Actinopteri; Cypriniformes; Leuciscidae
Gene: rhpn2
Product: rhophilin, Rho GTPase binding protein 2
Biological process (GO): signal transduction; negative regulation of stress fiber assembly
Molecular function (GO): protein binding
Source: RefSeq, a predicted model, not a curated record